Gaeumannomyces tritici R3-111a-1 is the source of this 2486-nucleotide messenger RNA. Its product is annotated as vacuolar protein sorting-associated protein 4. The transcript is spliced from 3 exons. NCBI's taxonomy places the organism in Eukaryota, Fungi, Ascomycota, Sordariomycetes, Magnaporthales, Magnaporthaceae. Gene Ontology annotation, molecular function: ATP binding; ATP hydrolysis activity. The record is from RefSeq and is a predicted model, not a curated record. Bases 1 to 2259 code for a protein of 752 amino acids.
AUGGAUGUCAACAAGCCCUUGACUGCGCGGCUGACAUCAACUUACGAUCAAUGUUUUGACGAUUGCAAAGUCGCCAUCGCGCUAGAAGAAAAGGAUGAAAUCGCUGCCGCCGAUCGACUUUGGAACACCGUCGUCGAGAAAAUACGCAGCUUCAGGCGCCGCGUGCCCCCUUCUCAUGCCUUCCAGACCGAGACGGGCCAGGACGCCAUCAAGGGCCUGCACGAGCUCGAGCUGACGGCACAGGAGCAUCUUGAUCUCCACGAGGGCCUGCGUUUAUCGCUGCAAAGCUUCACCAUCGCCGAAUCAUCCUCGAGCCUACCAGCCCCUUCGCCUGUCUGCGAAGAUGACUCGUCGAAAUGCCUAGACCCUCCUCCAUUACCAUUACGCCCAUCGUUGCCUCCCCGGCGGAUCAGCUCGCCUGCGCGUGCCGCCGUAUUGAACGGCAGAUCAAGCUCCGACUCUAGCAGGUCUCAGCCGUACCUCGACGCUGCUGCAUCUUCAUCCUCUGUUCCUAUACUAGCCUCGCCAUCUUCGGACCGAAGGGCGGACAGGUCGGCGAGCCCAGCGACGCACAAGUUCAGGAAGACGCUUAGAACUGGAAAGCCCGGCUUCCGGCUCAGGGACGCGGUGCCCACUGCUCCAGGGGCCGACAAGGCUGCCGCCGCGGCAUGGAUCGCCCGUGACUCCAGGUUGACGGAGCGGGUCCCCAGUGUUGGGGAAGCCUCCUCGAGCGUACUACCACCUGCUCCUCGAGCGCCCAACCCCGCACCUGAGCAAUCCAGCCUCCGUUAUGAUCGCCAUACCCGUCGGCUCGUUCCCAGAGAUAACGCGAGGAGCGGGGAUCCGCUGCCGUCGCUGUCUCCUAGCGCUGCCACGGCGGCUUCAAGGAAGGUCACAAAUACUUCAGGGAAGAUAGAAGUCCCUGGGUCGAGAGAUAGGCCACCAGGUGCUCGGCAUAAUCGGAGCUCGUCCAGUGACAGCCCCACCCGGCGCCGGCAUCAACCGAAUAGAGGCGUGGAAGCCGCCCCCGACGCUGGGAGCCCACGGGCACGCCCCAGCAGGCGGCCUGUGGGAAGCUUGCGGCCACAAGAUCCAGAGAACCGAAGAAGCAUCGAUAGGACGCUGUCUGGCGAUUCAAGACAUGAGAGGCUUCUGAGGCACGAGCCUCUUACGGCAGAGGUGGCCGCAAACGACGGCGCCCAGGACCCCAUCGACAGCUGGGAUUCAAAGGACUCACCCCCGCUGGAGCAUGAAGAUAACGAAAACACCCUCGAAGAGACAGCGUUAUCGGCUUGGGCCACCAGACGGGAGUGGGUACUGCAGAACCUGCCGCCUGGUGUCGAGAAGCACACCGCGACGCAAAUAUUGGACGAGAUCGAUCCCAGGAAGGACGUGGUGCACUGGGGGUCUAUAGCAGGGCUGGAGGAGGCCAAGAACGCCCUGAAGGAGGCUGUGGUUUAUCCAUUUCUGCGCCCUGACCUGUUCAGGGGUCUCCGCGAGCCCCCAAAAGGGAUCCUGCUCUUUGGACCACCUGGCACAGGCAAAACCAUGCUCGCCCGCGCCAUUGCCACCGAGUCCCAGUCGACGUUUGUUGCCAUCACAGCCAGCACCCUAAACAGCAAGUAUCUUGGCGAGUCGGAGAAACAUGUGCGCGCUCUCUUCACCGUGGCUAGGCUGCUCGCUCCCAGCAUCAUCUUCAUCGACGAGGUCGACUCGGUCCUCUCCCAGAGGUCGAGCUCCAGCGAGCACGAGGCCAGCCGACGACUCAAGACGGAGUUCCUUAUCCAGUGGAGCAACCUGGAGAAAUCCACCAUUGGCAAAACGAAUGGACAGAGCGACAACAGGGUGCUGGUGCUGGCCGCGACCAACCGCCCGUGGGACCUGGAUGAUGCGGCAACGCGCAGGUUCGCCCGCCGACAGUAUAUCCCGCUGCCUGAGGCGGAAACGCGGGGCGUGCAGCUUCGGACACUUCUCGAGUCGGAACUAAAGCAUUGCCUGAGUUACACCGAUAUUGAGGAGCUCGUAGGGCUGACGGAUGGCUAUUCGGGGUCGGACCUGACGCAUCUUGCGCGACAGGCGUCAUACGGUCCCCUGAGAUCACACGGUGAGGCGGUUCUACACAUGACGCCGGACGAGAUCCGGCCGAUUGACAUGUCGGACUUUGUUGCCUGCCUCAAGACGGUGCGGCCAAGCGUGAACCAGGACAGCCUCAAACAGUUUGAGGACUGGGCCAAGCAGUUUGGCGAGAGGAUCGGGUAGCUAUGGGCCGCCUGUGACAUCACGGCAUCACUAACGCGUCGCAUCAUACGUGACCGGAUAUUCAAAAUCAGACAGAACGGCAAACAGAGCCAAGACGGGCCAGUUUCGGGUAUGCAUGUGUAUAACGGAAGAAACUAUGUGUAAAUAUAUAUAUACGGUAACACUAGGACUUCUGCCGAACGAAGUGAUACCCCUCGGACCUCGGAAUUCCGUUUUUUUUUUUUUGU